AUGCAGCGCUCACCAGAAGACUAUCCUUUCGUUUACGGAGACCAUCAGUUGAGAUCGUCAUCUCGACGCCGGAUAGUCGUUGAAGUGCCUCGGAAACAAAAAAGGAUUGCAAAGAAGGAAUUUGAGUUGUGCUCGUUUGGCUACUGUAUUCUUAUUUCCAUUGCCUAUAACUCGAUUUGUCCAAGAAUACUAUCCAUCAAGACGCUGAACAAGAAAUCGUUAUCAAACAGGAAGGAAGUGCUGGUCAUUGAUGGAACACUUCCCACAUUCCAGAUUCGUACCGGAAGACCGCCGACCCGAUGGUCAGAUUUCUUCACGAAGUCCUUGAAAGAAAAAUAUGAUGCUCUUCGUGUCCCACGCGAAAGGAGGAACCACUGGGCUACUCUGGCACGCGACAAAUGGAAGAAUUACUGGCGCCCGCUCGACCAGUUCGAAGAUCAACGGGAGUCAAGGUGA
Messenger RNA from Necator americanus (New World hookworm), 456 nucleotides. RefSeq lists its product as uncharacterized. The transcript is spliced from 6 exons. The record is from RefSeq and is a predicted model, not a curated record. The coding region runs from base 1 to 456 and encodes 151 amino acids. Lineage: Eukaryota; Metazoa; Nematoda; Chromadorea; Rhabditida; Ancylostomatidae.